AUGGACGGUGAUGGUGAUGGUGGUGAUGUGGAGGGAGGAGAGGAAGAAGGAGAAGGGAGGGGAGGUGGGAAAGGGAAGGUGGAGGGUGGAAGAAUGAAUCGGAGUGAAGUGAAUCGACCGGAGAAGCGGCCUAGUGAGGCGUUGCUUGGUCCUGGCCGCCUGAGCGACUCACACAGAUCCUCCGCUGCGUCUGCUGCCUCUGUUUCCUCCCCUUUUGUACCGAGUAUUUUGGGUGCCAACGGGGGUGUGACAGGACUCGGCGUAGAUCCUAAGAAGGUGGUACAGUUUGAGGAUCUGCCAGAGCCCCCACCUCACUAUGGAGUUGUUCCCGAGCAUUCGGAAGAAAUUAGUGAGGUUUUAGGGCUUUGUGUAACCAAUAUCCUUGACUCGACGCUUCCAAAAUUAGACGAAGUUUUUGUCUGCCCAAGGAUUCAAGAAGACUAUGCUAAGGAAAACAUGCUGAAACAUGCAGAUGGAGAAUCUGUGCGAACUACUUGUGAUUGUGAAUUUUCUGAUUAG
Molecule: messenger RNA, 519 nt
Organism: Hydatigera taeniaeformis
Lineage: Eukaryota; Metazoa; Platyhelminthes; Cestoda; Cyclophyllidea; Taeniidae
Source: the annotation of a GenBank genome assembly